Molecule: messenger RNA, 735 nt
Organism: Sordaria macrospora k-hell
Lineage: Eukaryota; Fungi; Ascomycota; Sordariomycetes; Sordariales; Sordariaceae
Cellular component (GO): cytoplasm
Molecular function (GO): ribosylnicotinamide kinase activity
Source: RefSeq, a predicted model, not a curated record
AUGUCUACCACCUCCGAGAUCGCGCCCACCAAGUGCGUGGGCCCCGACUAUCGCGCCGAGGAGCAGAAACCCUCCGCCACCGUCUCGACCGCCGUUGACCUUGCCAACGUUACCGUUCUCUCUCAAACUCCCCAGCUCAUCGCUCUUCUCAGCAUCAUCCGUGACAAGGGUACCGACCGCGGCGACUUCAUCUUCUACUCCAACAGAAUCAUCCGUCUCCUCGUCGAGGAGGGUCUCAACCACCUCCCCACGAUCGAGCACCCCGUCACCACCCCCGUCGGCCGCGUAUACGAUGGUUUGGCGUUCCAGGGCAAGAUCUGCGGUGUCUCCAUCAUGCGCGCCGGCGAGGCCAUGGAGCAGGGUCUGAGGGACUGCUGCCGCUCCGUCAGAAUCGGCAAGAUCCUUAUCCAGAGAGACGAGGAGACUGCCCAGCCCAAGCUCUUCUACGACAAGCUUCCCGAGGACAUUGCCGACCGCUGGGUCCUUCUCCUCGACCCCAUGUUCGCCACUGGCGGAUCUGCCAUUAUGGCUGUCGAGGUGUUGAAGUCUAGGGGAGUUCCCGAGGAGCGCAUCAUCUUCCUCAAUAUUCUGGCUAGCCCCGAGGGCAUCAGCAACUUUGCUUCCAAGUUCCCCAAGCUCCGGACAGUAACUGCCUUUAUCGACCAAGGUCUCGAUGACAAGAAUUACAUUAUCCCCGGUCUCGGUGACUUCGGCGAUCGCUAUUACUCCAUGUAA